AUGUUCGAGGAAGAAGAUGAUGAGCGAUUUGUCAAUCUCGCCUUGCUCUCACACGUCGCUGUUCGUCUCCGGGACAAAGUCCCCCGUGGCACGCACGUCAAGGGGAGCAUACCCUACGAACGCGCCUUUACGGGAAAAGACAUCGUCAGCACCGUACAGAGCAUGAUUCAGCAUUAUACGCUCUCCCAGAUGGGGGUGGCGACGCAUGACCGUUCCUUGGGCCUCAUGGUCGCGCGCUCGCUGUACGAGCAGGUCUUCUUCUACGAAGUGGAGUGGGGGACGAACCCGAUCACUGACUCUGUGGAGGAUGUGUUUAUGUUCCUGGACGAUUUUGAGGGAGGGAGCGCGGCCCCCAUUGGGGAGAGGGAGGAGCUCCCUACGGCGGUCGUUACACCCUUUACGAGAUGUUAUAGUCCUACUUGUGGUGAUGGAGGGCCGUGUUAUGCGUACGGCUGUCCGAGGAGGAACUUUGUGAGCUGUUUAUUCGCGCAAGGGGGAUGGGGAACACGCGAGAACUGGCGAGACAACAUCGGGCGCGAGUUCUUGCAGACCCUGCCAGAGAGCGAGAUCAAGCGCCAGGAUAUCAUCCUCAAGAUUAUCAAGAAAGAGGAGAUGUUCAACGACGACCUGGACGUGCUCGAAUCUGUUUUCCUCAAGCCUCUACGCGCCGCCAGACCGCCGAUCAUGUCCCCUGACUAUCUGGAAAACUUCAUCGACGACGUCUUUGGAAACUUCCUCGAUCUCCGAGAGUGCUCGCGCCGCUUGCUCGAGAUCCUCAAGGUCAGGCAGCGAGAGCAGAACCCUGUGAUCCAGAAGAUUGGUGAUAUCUUCCUUAACUCUGCUGUGGACUUUAGGCAGGUUUACCCGACGUACGUCGGUCACCUCCCUGUUGCGGAGAAGAGGCUCAAAGAUGAGUCGGAGAGGAAUCACGAGCUGAGGCUGUUCCUCGAGCAAUGCUCGCGCUCCCCACAAGCGCGGAAGAUGGAUCUCAAGUUCUUCAUCUCCCGUCCCUCGGAGCACCUCCAGCGGUACCCUGUCGUCCUCCAGGCUUUGCUGCAGGAAACCCUCGUCGGCAGCCCGGACGGAGACUACCUGUUCGAAGCGCUGCAGGCUAUCAAGCGCCUGCACAGUGUCGCCCAGCUUAUGACUUUCCAGAGCGCGAUGCUUCGCGGUCCGACAGCCAAGCUCGAGUGGCACGACUUGCUUCCCGAGGGCGCGCUGCAGGAUAUUGAGAGGCAUGAGGUUAAGCGGCAGUCGCAGAUCUUUGAGCUUAUCAAGGGUGAGAUGGAGUAUGUGAAGGAUCUGGAGACGAUCGAUACUCUCUUUGUCCGCAGGCUAAGGACAGAGCCUGUCAUACCCCAAGAUCGUCGGCUCGAGUUCAUCCACGACGUCUUCUGGAACUUCCAGGAACUGUACAAGCACCACCGGAAGAUGCUCGACAAGCUGCACGAGAUCCAGAGGGAAGAGUACCCGCUCAUAUACAGCAUCACUGAGCCUGUGCUUGAGGCUUCGCUCAACUGGCGCGACGCGUAUAUGGAGUAUGGCCCGCAUUACCCUAUUGCGGAAUACAAGAUCGACCGGGAGCUGCAGACGAACCCCGCGUUUAGGGAGUUCUUCGACCAGUGUGUCAAGCACCCCGAUGCGAGAAGGCAGGAUAUGAAGGCGUUUGUCAAUCGCCCCAUUCCACGUUUGCUCCGGUACUCUCUGCUCUUGCAGGCUAUGUACGACUCGUCCCCUGCCGAUCACCCGGAUAAGGAAACGAUCCCAGGCUUGCUGGACAUCCUCAAGUCGCUCGGGAAAGCCAUCAACGCCGGUGUCGCCGUAUCCGAGACCAAGGUAAAACUGUGGAAGUACAGUCACGACCUGGUCUGGAAGGAGAAUGGAGAGGCUGUUGACCUUCAGCUGCAGGAUGAGACCAGGAGUCUGAUCCAUAGUGGUAAACUCCUUCGCCAGCCUGAGACUGGAUUUGAAUGGAAUGGCUGGUCCGAGUUGUUCGUCUUGCUGUUUGAUAACUACUUGGUCAUGAGCAAGCCUAAGGAGACGAAAGACGGAAUCAAGUAUGUUGUUAGGGGAAGGCCUAUUCCCCUGGAACUCUUGGCUUUGACCAACUUUACCGAAAUACCCCAGCAGCGGUCUGUUGGCUUGCUGAGAGGUCGCUUGAGAAGCGAUCGCGGGAACGAACCCUCGGCUAACGGUAAUGUGCCUCAAACAGAAUCCAACGAUCCCCGGUUUGUAUACCCCUUCACUAUUUAUAACAGCGCGCGCGAGAGCGGCUUCUACACCCUCUACUCGGAAUCGCAACAAGCUCGGUCAGAAUGGAAAUCCAAGUUGGAAGAGGCUCUUGGUCUGCGUAUGGCCGUGCAAGAAAAUAACAAAGUGCUCGAGAUCGAGACGCUCAGCGACGAUACCUUCUAUAUCCCGCCACAAGCUUCGUCAAACCAGCAAGCGAGCUGGAACGAGGAGAACGCAUUCACUGGCAAGGUCACGUGCUCCGUACCGUUCUCCACACCAGAUGGACGCGGGCUCAUCGCGGUUGGGUGUGCCGAAGGUGUAUGGAUUGGCCUACGUCACGAUGCCAGAUCAUUACGCCGCGUCUUGGCGCUCAAGCAGGUGACGCAAUGUGCCAUGCUCGAAAAGUUUGGUAUCUUUUUGGUGCUUGCGGACAAGAGUCUUUUCGCAUAUUUGCUUGAAGCACUGGUGCCUACAUCCACUACGACGAGUAGCACGGCCAGACAGCCGGAGAGACUCAACAAGGAUGUCGUGUUCUUCAGCGUCGGCACCCUGGGAGAUCGUACUCUGAUCACCUACAUGAAGAAGAAAGGGAUGGACAGUGUCUUCCAGGUGGUUGAACCGGUCCUAGAAAAAAUCCAGGAAAAGUCAAAACCUGUUGGCGCUUUCGGGCGCUUCAUGUCUGGCGCGAAGAGCGAAUGGUUCCGUCCUUACAGAGAAUUCUUCCUGCCCUCUGAGGCAUACGAUGUGUACUUCUUACGCCUGAAGAUUGUUAUCCUUUGCCAGAAAGGCUUCGAGAUCAUGGGCCUUGCCGAUUUCAAGAGCGACACCAUUCCUCAUGCUAACGACCAGCGCUGGGGUGCCAUCGCCAAGCGCUUCGAAACGUGCAAGCCUAUUGGGAUAUUCAGAACCAGCAGCGAGGAAUUCUUACUCUGCUAUGAUGAAUUUGGUAUUUAUGUUGGCCGCCAUGGUGAUCCCAGUCGAGGCGAGCAGGGCGUAGUGGAGUGGGAAGGCAAGCCUUUGAAAGCCGCCUUCCAUCCACCAUACGUGUUGCUGUUCGACAAGCGCUUCAUUGAGAUUCGACAUAUCGCCAAGCUUCACCUUGUACAAAUCAUUCCUGGGCAGGACAUCAGCUGCAUCUAUGAUGGCCGUGCCAGCGACAUGACGCCUCAGUUCGACCCUGGUCCGGAUGGUUACCCCGAGGGUACCAUUCCCCAAGACCCUCGGAUCCAUGCCGUCAUGAAGAUGAAUGAGAAUCCUAAUCCUCAUCACCGUGGCACGGCACAACAUGUGUUCGAACUGGUACCGACUAUCCCGCUAUUCCUCCCUGAACCCCUGGGUUCACCUUCGCAAUCGGUGUACAACUUCCAAAACUCUCCCCCUCAUUCCCCUCAGCUCCAAGCGAGUUCCUUGCAAACCUGGGGUAGGUAUUGA
Molecule: messenger RNA, 3663 nt
Organism: Dacryopinax primogenitus
Lineage: Eukaryota; Fungi; Basidiomycota; Dacrymycetes; Dacrymycetales; Dacrymycetaceae
Product: Dbl-like domain-containing protein
Exons: 11
Coding region: 1-3663 (1220 amino acids)
Molecular function (GO): guanyl-nucleotide exchange factor activity
Source: RefSeq, a predicted model, not a curated record